AGUAUCCGAGAUCUCGAAUUGCAUUCGCCACGAGCGGAAUACUGAAUCAGAUACAGCCCAUAGUGUUUGGAGUGGGUUGAAAAUCAGGAGAGGAAGGACGAUUACGGGGAAAAUGUACAGUUUGUAGCAUAUAAGACACGUUGUGCGUGGUGAAAAGUCCAUCUAGAUCAAGGUUAUUUGUCGAGUCGGUGGAAUGUAACUAGUACGGCGGGACUGAUUGUGUCCGGGGCAGGUGGCAUCAUCGAAUUCUCCUCUUUGAUAUUUGUUUAAGCCCGAUCCUAGACAAGAUGUGCGGGAAUGUGGGGGUCGCUAACAGUAACCUCCUGCAAGUGCAAUGUGUUAUCAGAAACGAACGUACGACAUGAUGAGCACAUGCGACAAAUGUCUUAACGCCAUCCCAGACGUCUCAGCAGACUAUGCUCGAAACAUUGUCAUUACCGAUAUCUUCCCCCAAGUAGCCUCCAUACACCCCCGCAAGCACACAAGCGCGAUGAUGAAAGUUGAAACACAUAAACGCAGGCGUGGUAGAAGAGCAGCUGCCACAUGGAAUGACUCUGACAAAUACAAAGACAAGGACGGAAAGAAAUGGGGUUUGGGGCGCAAGGGGGAAGGAGGAUGGCGUAAAGGGCGCGGGGAAGGAAGAGGAGCUCGGCAUGCACAGACUUUUACCUUGUGGUGUUCCUGGAAUUCAUUGUGUCCGAGUCUAUCAUGCGCCAUCUUGGUGGAGGGGAUGCCCAAAACUGAGAUGACAUCCAAGCCCUUGUAGCAGCGCUACGAGCUCAUGUUGCAUCUACAUUCGAAACUACGCGCAACACAAAAAUCUACCAAAAAGGUACGCGCACUUAUUACGUAAGACGUAACAGACAGACUUGUUUGUCUUCAUUUGUCCCACUAUACUUUGCUCACU
Messenger RNA from Suillus subaureus, 907 nucleotides. RefSeq lists its product as uncharacterized. The record is from RefSeq and is a predicted model, not a curated record. The coding region runs from base 335 to 766 and encodes 143 amino acids. NCBI's taxonomy places the organism in Eukaryota, Fungi, Basidiomycota, Agaricomycetes, Boletales, Suillaceae. The transcript has a single exon.